This is a messenger RNA of Fomitiporia mediterranea MF3/22, 479 nucleotides long. RefSeq lists its product as uncharacterized. The coding region runs from base 51 to 233 and encodes 60 amino acids. Lineage: Eukaryota; Fungi; Basidiomycota; Agaricomycetes; Hymenochaetales; Hymenochaetaceae. The record is from RefSeq and is a predicted model, not a curated record. The transcript has a single exon.
UCGAUGCUGGUCAACUCGUGUUCUCCUUUCCCAAGCUCGUUCUGUCUGUCAUGAAUCCGUGCACUCCCUUUGUGUGCACAACACCACGCACAAACACAUUGUACUCUAGUGAAUGUGCUUAUGAUUGCGCAAUCCUCCUUUUCUCGACAAUUAUAAAGAACCACUACAAGCGACCACCUCAGGCGGAGCAAUACUCUUCCACCGAAGUUUGGCUUGUCGUCCAGCCGUUAUGACAUGCUAACCUUCGACGAAGUACGGCAUGCCUAGCCAGUAAUGUGGGGACAAGCCUUUACUGCCCUGCCCUUAAGCUUGAAGACAGGCCAGCCAUAAGAGAUUAAGUCCUGGUCAUUUUCCGUCUGGCCUUACGCCGUGCUCCGUUUACCUCUAGGAAACACUGAGAGUGACAGACGAUGUUGAGGGCGCCCGUGAUCCAGACAGACGAGAGACGAGCUAGAGUCAAACCUUUUACUAGAACAUCA